Rhodamnia argentea is the source of this 1562-nucleotide messenger RNA. Its product is annotated as U-box domain-containing protein 17. The transcript is spliced from 2 exons. Bases 388 to 1407 code for a protein of 339 amino acids. Gene Ontology annotation, molecular function: protein binding. Lineage: Eukaryota; Viridiplantae; Streptophyta; Magnoliopsida; Myrtales; Myrtaceae. The record is from RefSeq and is a predicted model, not a curated record.
AGCUGAAUAAGGCACAAAACGGCAACAAUUUCCCAGGGCAAGAGAAAUAAUGAAGCACACUCCACAUGGAAAUGCUAAAAAUCACCAGAAAGCUGAGGAUGAGGGGGUUGGGGUCUUGCUUCUGCAAAAGGAAAGCUAAAGAUUCACUCAUGGGUAUUGUCAUUCUCUUUCCACUUCGGACACAGUAACCCAAAAGAAGGCCGAUCCAAAAAAAGCAGAGAGAGAGAGAGAGAGUUUGCUUCAAUCUGAAACAAUGGAUGCCCCCAAAAGACAACCUUUGUAUCUCCAAGCAACUGAUAUACAAACCCUGCAAUUGCAGCUCCACAGGCAAGCUCUCAUGUCCAUGAUUGAAUAGAGAGAGAGAGAGAGGGAGAGAGGAAGAGGGCAAUGGAGGAAUUUGUUGUUGAGGCCCUAUUGAGCGGUGACGGCGGAGCGCAAAUUCAGGGCGCUAUCGAGCUUAGCAAACUCAACAGCAAACAGAGGCACAGGUUGGCCGACCGCGGCGUGAUUCCUCCAUUGAUAUCGAUGCUCCGCUCGCAAGAUGCCGGGGCCAUUGAAGCUUCUCUUUUCGCUCUGCUCGCCCUCGCCUUCGGCAGCGAAAGGAACAAAAUUCAAAUUGUGAAAGGCGGAGCCAUACCGGCAAUGGUGAAUCUCCCUCGUGGGAGCCAGCCGCUGGUGGAAUUGACAGUGACGGCGAUGUUGAUCCUCUCCUCUUGCGGGGCCAACAAGCUGGCGAUCGCAUCAUCGGGCGCCAUCGAAACACUAAUUGCGAUCAUAUCCGGCGAAAUCCCUGCGAAUCCCCCUCGGAUCGCCAUCUCGCCGCAAACGAAGCUCGACGCAGUCUCCACGCUCCUCAACCUCUCGACCUCCCGCCGGAUCGCCCCCCUCAUCGUCGCGUCCGGCGGCGUGCCCUCCCUCCUCGACCUCAUCGUCGCCUCAAGCUCGCCGCGGUCCCCGGAGGCCACGGAGAAGGCGAUGGCGGCGCUCGAGAACGUCGUGGCGUCAUCCAGCCACGCGAUCCACGAGGUCGCCGGCCACGACGGCGCGAUCCGAGCGCUGGUCGAGGCGGUCGAGGAAGGGUCUCCGGAAUGCAGGGAGCAUGCUGUCGCGAUACUCCUGGCCAUGGUGAGGAGCUGCAGGGACAAGCACAGGGAGGCGGUCCUGAGGGAAGGCGCGGUGCCGGGACUGCUGGAGCUGAGCGUGGACGGGACGUGGAGGGCCAAGGAGAUGGCUCAGCACCUGCUGCCGCUGCUCAGGGAUUGCUCCGACUACGGCGCGAGGGCGAAGCAUGAGAAGAAGCAGAAGAAGCACGAGCUGGUGGAGCAACUGAUGGAGGAGAUCGACGCGGAGGGAGCGAGCCUGAGGCUGGUGGAGGAGAUGGUGGCGAAGCUGAAGCUCGAUCGGUAGCCAGGCUGCCCUCUGUUCCUCUCUGGAAGAAAGAAGAAAGAAGGAGAUAGUUUGAUUAGUUAGGGCUUAAUCGAGGUUUUAACAUCGAAUUAGCGAAUGGGAUUAAGUUGAGAAGGAGUGAUUAUGGUGUACAUAGGAAGAUUGAAUUCGUGAAU